AGUGACGUCACUCGAGCAGGAAUGGCGAUGCAGUGGGGUGUUUCGAGUGGGGUUUCUGCAGGGUCUGACAUCCCCCUGACCUCUGAGGAUUGCCCAGGCAGCGAUGAAGAUUCCAAUGAUGCAGUUGAACCAGAUUUUUCAGAAGAGUUUACUAAAAACUGGGAAGUCGCCAUGGAGAAUCCCAGUGACUUCAAUAGCUGGAUCAAGCUGCUGGACUAUGUGGAAAAGGAGAAUAACCUGAAAUCAAGCAGAAGGACUUAUGAUGCUUUUCUCGUGCGGUUCCCAUAUUGUUAUUGCUACUGGAAGAAGUAUGCAGAUCUAGAGUAUAAUUUUAAGAAUCCUACAGUGGUUGAAGAGGUCUAUGGCCGCGCUUUGCAGGCAAUUCCACUCAGCGUAGACCUCUGGAUACAUUAUAUCACGCACUUAAACAACACCUUGGAUAUGACAUUGACAGAAUCUGUGGAGAAACUGCGACGGACGUUUCAGGAAGCAGUUAAUGCUGCAGGGUUGGAGUUUCGUUCAGACAAGCUUUGGAGAAUGUAUGCCGAGUGGGAGAGGGACCAUAAGAACCUCCAAGAGGCCAGAGCUGUGUAUGAUCGUGUACUGAGUAUCCCCACACAGUUCUACCGACAGCACCUUGAGAGCUUUAAGGAUCUUCUUUCCUCUGCGCCCCCUCAUGAAAUCCUUGCAAAAGAGGAGUUACAAUGGAUCCACCGUAAAAUAACAAGUGAGGAAAACGCUCAGAUUGCUGCUGAAGACUCCCCAUCUGGUGAUGAUCAGGAAAUAGCAGUCACAGACCCUGAACUACAGGAAAAAAUUCGGGAUCAAGUUCUAAAGAUACGGGAGCAAUUUUUUUUGCAAAAUGAAGCUGAGGUCAGAAAACGCUGGGAUUUUGAAGAGGCGAUUACUCGCCCUUAUUUUCAUGCAUCUCCACUUGAUCGUGCCCAGCUUCAAAACUGGAGGAGGUAUUUGGAGUUUGAAAACUCUGAGGGCCAGCAUGAACGCGUAGUGACUCUAUACGAGCGUUGCCUAGUGGCCUGUGCACUAUAUGAGGAGUUCUGGCUAUUGUACACCCGCUAUAUGGAAAAACAUUCGGUGGAGGCUACGCGUGCUAUAUUCCAGCGAGCUUGUAAGAUUCAUUUGCCACAGAAACCAACUUUAAAUUUACAGUGGGCAACAUUUGAAGAAAAGCAUGGAAAGGUGGAUUCUGCUCGUGCUAUACUACAAGACCUGGAAACAGCGGUACCUGGUCUGGUAAUGGUACGCCUGAGGAGGGUUAGUGUGGAACGACGGAGUGGCAACCUAGAUGAGGCAGAGCGACUGCUGAUGGAGUCUGUGAGCAGCAGUUCAGGCACCGGUAUGGCAGCAUUUUACUCCAUAAAAUUGUCACGACUACUGCUCAAGCUCCGUGACGAGACCGAGAGGGCAAGAGAGGUACUAACUAAAGCCUUGGAGAAGGAGCCGGAUAAUCCUCGGUUGCACCUCUGUUUGCUGGAAAUGGAAGUUUCCAGAGAUCCCUUACAGGGGGAGGGUAAUGUAAUGCAAUGUGUGGAGCGCGCACUGCACAGUCACGUGCAUAAUGAUGUCAAGAAGGUCAUGUCACAAAGACGCCUUGAAUUCCUUGAAGACCAAGGUUCCAGUUUAUCCAGUCUAUUACAAGCCUAUGAUGAGCACCAAAGGCUGUUGGAUCAGCUGAGAUUCUUGAAGAGGAAAGCAAAGAAUCGAAAAGGUGAAGAUACUGAAGAUAAAAAAUAUAAAACAGAGUCUGUUGCUGUCGUAUCCCAGCCCCAAGUUUGUUCUCCAUUACCUCCUCCACCCUUAUACACUCAACCAAUGCCUGCUAGACCUCAGUAUAGAGGUCAAGUAGGACCACCCUUCAGACCUUCCUCUCCCUACAUGUAUGGACCCUGGUACCAGAAUUUCAGAGGAUACAGCAACCCUAUGCCCUGGAAUACCAACAGAUAUUUUUAUCCCUAAUAAUUCCACUAUGCCACUAGUUUACAAGUAGCAUCAAUGGACGCGUUUGAAAUAUAGAACAACUGAAUCAAGGAAGUCCCAAGAAGAGUGGAUGGUGUGUUCUUCUGAUCCAGUCACACUGACAUGUGGCUAAGUUGCUUUUUAUUUCCUUUUUGUUUUGUUAAAGUAGCACUAUAUGGAGAGAGGACUCCCAUGUGCAAUAGUUUUAUACUGUUCAAUGUUUCAUGGGAUUAACACAAAAGAAAAACUUUAAAGGGACGGGCUGGUCCCCAUUUUUUUUAUGCAUAUUGGACAUCAGUGCUUUCUUUAGUUAUUGGAGUUACAAAAUUAGACUUGUCACGUCUUUCUCAUACUUUUGCUGCCUCUGACACAAGGAAACAUACUCAAGUAUGCUUUCCUGCACAUGUUUCAUCUCACUCCAAUUGAAAUCAAUGGGAGAGCCCAUAGCCAAUCUCAUAUAUGCUAUCUGAAUAUAAGUGUUUAGCUGAA
Messenger RNA from Spea bombifrons (plains spadefoot toad), 2466 nucleotides. RefSeq names its product pre-mRNA-processing factor 39-like. Gene Ontology annotation, cellular component: U1 snRNP; commitment complex; U2-type prespliceosome. Gene Ontology annotation, biological process: mRNA 5'-splice site recognition; RNA processing. The transcript has 14 exons. The record is from RefSeq and is a predicted model, not a curated record. NCBI's taxonomy places the organism in Eukaryota, Metazoa, Chordata, Amphibia, Anura, Pelobatidae. Bases 22 to 1977 code for a protein of 651 amino acids. Gene Ontology annotation, molecular function: protein binding.